This is a messenger RNA of Musa acuminata AAA Group (dessert banana), 2187 nucleotides long. RefSeq names its product aspartyl protease family protein At5g10770-like. The record is from RefSeq and is a predicted model, not a curated record. NCBI's taxonomy places the organism in Eukaryota, Viridiplantae, Streptophyta, Magnoliopsida, Zingiberales, Musaceae. The transcript is spliced from 4 exons. Gene Ontology annotation, biological process: proteolysis. Gene Ontology annotation, molecular function: aspartic-type endopeptidase activity. Bases 668 to 2035 code for a protein of 455 amino acids.
AUACCAUGAAGUUGGUUUGAACAUUUGUUAAAUAGGUUUCCUUUCCGUUCAUUGGCUUCAUCGGGCGCUGAUUUGGGUUAGAUCGGGUUCAGCAGAACACGAACGAUGACUAUGAAGGCAACCCUGCAUCCUCUCUAGGACAAAUUCAAGAAGCCUACCGCAAGAUUUGCUUCCCGAGUGAGAUGAAUCUGCAAGGGGAGGAAAGGUGACAAAUCAGUUGUCCGAAUCAUUGUGAUGUGUUCUUUGGCUACAAUAAAUAGACUUUCCAAUGGAGGAGACCAGACAUUAACUGUAGAACCUAAUUUAGCUGUUGAAUUAGGGAUAGGUAAUCGAGGAGUUUCAUCCAGAAACUAAGAAUUCUACCUACUCUAUCUUCUUUGCUAUGUUUGGGUUUGAUGAAGGCCGUCAAAAUUACUGACUCGAGUGUUUGACAACCUCGUGAAGAUGAAUCUCCAUCCGCAUGGCUCAAUCAAUUUAGAUCAUGCAUCACAUAUAAAUUUGCUUAUUAGUUGAGGAUGGCUAUAAUAGAUGUUUCACCAACCAUUGUUUCUUUCGGUGGAGUCGAAAGCUACUCCUCCCGUAGGAGUGUAGUGUAGCACAUGCUCUACUGGAAUCUCUAUAUAUAGACCCCCUGAACGCCAGAGCUCCUCCACAUACGAAAGAAGAGAUGGGAUUGCUUCUCUUGGUCACUACUUCUUUUCUGCUUACAGUAGCAUCAUCUCUCAGAGAUGUUCCUCGUAGCUCAUGUUCUUCCAAGGACAAGGUUGAUGAGCUCCACCACCUCAACAGCUCCGGCAUCCACUUCACGCUCCACCACCCCAGGAGCCCCUGCUCCCCUGCCCCUUUCCCCUCCCUCUCCUUCUCCGCCAUCCUCUCCCACGACGAUGCCCGUGUCCGCUCCCUCGCCGCCCGCCUCCGCAACACCACUCUCGCCCCGUCCCGGUCCUCCCUCAUCCUCCACCCCGACGCCGCCUCCAUCCCCCUCUCCUCCGGCACCUCUGUCGGCGUCGGCAACUACGUCACCCGCGUCGGCCUUGGCACCCCGGUCAAGUCCUACGUCAUGGUCGUCGAUACCGGCUCCUCCCUUUCCUGGCUCCAGUGCUCCCCUUGCCGCGUCUCGUGCCACUCCCAGGUCGGCGCCGUCUUCGACCCCGCCGCUUCGGCCACCUAUCGCUCGGUCUCGUGCUCUGCGCCGGAGUGCCAUGGCCUCCUGUCCGCCACUCUCAACCCUUCCUCAUGCUCUGUCGCCAACGUCUGCAUCUAUCAGGCGAGCUACGGCGACACCUCUUUCUCCGUCGGCUACCUCGGCAAGGACAGCCUUUCCUUGGGCUCAACGCGAGCUCUCGCUGACUUCGUCUACGGCUGUGGCCAGGACAACGAGGGCCUCUUCGGCAAGUCGGCCGGCCUCAUUGGCCUGGCACGCAACGAGCUCUCCCUGCUGUCUCAACUCGGGCCAAGGCUCGGUCAUUCCUUCUCUUACUGCCUUCCGACCAUGGUGUCCACCGGAUACCUGUCGAUUGGUUCGUACAACCCAGCACGGUUUUCGUACACUCCCAUGGUGUCGAGCUCGCUGGACGACACCCUUUACUUCGUCAGGCUGACGGGCGUCACGGUCGGCGGGAAGAACUUGCCGGUAAGAGCGUCGGCGUACACCGGGACACCGACGAUCAUCGACUCGGGGACAGUGAUCACGCGGCUGCCGCUGGACGUGUACACCGCACUCAGCAACGCGAUCGUGGCGGCUCUCAAGAGGUACAAGCGGGCGCCGGCGUACUCGAUUUUGGACACGUGCUUCAGGGGGACCGUGAAGGCGUCGGCGGUGCCGGCGGUAAACAUGGUGUUCGAAGGCGGCGCGACAUUGAAGCUGGCGCCGAGGAACGUAAUUAUCAACGUGGAUGAUGCGACGACGACGUGCUUGGCGUUUGCGCCGUCAGGGAGGGUGGCGAUCAUCGGGAACAGGCAGCAGCAGACGUUUAACGUGGUUUAUGACGUCGCCAAGUCGAGGAUUGGAUUUGCUGCAGGCGGGUGCAGCUGAUACAGACAGCUGGUGGUGGUGGUGGUGGUGGUUGUAAGAGUAGUAGUACACGAGCAUUAAGUGGAUAAUACAUUGUGCUUUGGGCUGUUAAUGAAAGCUUACACGUAAUAAUUGGCUUUAAUGAUUCCCUAAUGGGAACUCUUUACACUUCA